GGUUUUUAGACGCAUUAGGAGCAUUUACCUGUUUUUGAGACCUCUGCUUCAACAGAGGACGAAGUAGAAAAAGAAGAUAACGGUGUUGAUUGUUGGCGGGAAAGGUGUGGGUCAGAUGGUGGGAUUUGGCGGUAAAGGAGGUGUGGGUCAGAUUCUGGCCGCCGUCGCGGCAGCUCUCUUGCUCCGUCUGUUCUCCGGCCCUGGUCCGGCAUUGUUGCCGGAAAAUGAGGAGGAGGACGAUGAAGACGGUGCCGGUGGAGAAUUCGACGGCGGCGAAGAUACGGAAUCCGGUAAAGUUCCUCCAGUUACCAUCCGGUGGAGCAACAUCACGUGCUCCCUCUCUGAUAAGUCCUCCAAAUCAGUGAGAUUCUUGCUUAAAGAUGUGAGUGGAGAGGUGAAACCGGGAAGACUGCUUGCGAUAAUGGGCCCAUCAGGGUCAGGGAAGACAACCCUUCUCAAUGUUCUGGCAGGUCAAACAAUGGCGUCCCCUCGGUUACAUUUGUCUGGCCUUUUGGAGGUCAAUGGACGAAAAAUGUCAAACAAAAGCUACAAAUUUGCUUAUGUGAGACAAGAUGAUCUUUUUUUCUCACAGUUGACAGUUCGAGAAACACUGUCUCUAGCCGCUGAACUCCAGUUACCAGACAUUCCUUCCGUGGAAGAGAGAGAUGAAUAUGUGAACAAUCUCUUGUUCAAAUUAGGCUUGGUCAGUUGUGCUGAUUCCUUGGUUGGGGAUGCAAAAGUCCGCGGAAUCAGUGGUGGUGAAAAGAAGCGUCUAUCGAUGGCAUGUGAGCUUAUUGCUAGCCCAUCCGCCAUAUUUGCUGAUGAGCCUACUACUGGACUUGAUGCCUUCCAGGCAGAGAAGGUAAUGGAAACACUCCGACAACUUGCACAGGAUGGACAUACUGUAAUUUGCUCCAUACACCAGCCUAGAGGUUCAGUGUAUAGUAAAUUCGACGACAUUGUGUUGCUAACGGAAGGCGCACUUGUUUAUGCUGGUCCUGCACAUGAUGAGCCACUGACCUACUUCUCAAAUUUUGGGUAUCGUUGCCCAGAUCAUGUGAAUCCUGCUGAAUUUUUGGCUGACCUAAUAUCCAUAGACUAUAAUUCUGCCGAAAGUGUCUACUCUUCCCAGAAAAGGAUAGAUGGUCUUGUUGAGUCGUUCUCACAACAAACAUCAUCAAUUCUAUAUGCAACUUCUCUUACUAGAAGGGAGUCCUUUAAGAAGAGCAUGAACUUGAAACAGAAAACUACUUUCAAAUGGAAAGGAGGAUGGUGGAGGCAGUUCUGGUUACUUCUUAAACGUGCGUGGAUGCAGGCUUCUCGCGAUGGGCCAACAAACAAAGUUCGGGGAAGAAUGUCAAUUGCAUCAGCAAUAAUAUUUGGUUCAGUUUUUUGGAGAAUGGGAAGAUCUCAGACUGCAAUACAGGACAGAAUGGGAUUGCUCCAGGUUGCUGCUAUAAACACAGCAAUGGCUGCACUCACAAAGACAGUGGGUGUGUUUCCCAAGGAACGUGCAAUUGUAGAUAGAGAGCGUGCUAAAGGGUCUUAUACAUUAGGACCGUAUCUGCUGUCCAAGCUGAUAGCUGAGAUCCCUGUUGGAGCAGCAUUUCCAUUAUUAUUUGGCACUGUUUUGUACCCCAUGGCUCGUCUCCAUCCUACUUUGUCCAGAUUUGGAAAGUUCUGUGGAAUUGUGACAGUGGAGUCCUUUGCUGCAUCUGCAAUGGGCCUAACUGUUGGGGCGAUGGUUCCAACCACCGAAGCAGCAAUGGCCUUAGGGCCGUCUCUUAUGACAGUUUUCAUUGUAUUUGGAGGCUAUUAUGUUAAUGCAGAUAAUACACCUAUAAUCUUUCGAUGGAUUCCUCGUGCUUCACUUAUAAGAUGGGCAUUUCAAGGGCUUUGCAUCAAUGAAUUUACUGGUCUUCAUUUUGAUCAUCAGCAUUCAUUUGAUAUACAAUCUGGAGAACAGGCACUUGACCGCCUUUCCUUUGGAGGCAGUCGCAUUAGAGAUACAGUUAUGGCUCAAAGUAGAAUACUGUUGUUUUUGUACUGCACCACUUAUCUUCUCCUCGAGAAAAACAAGCCCCAAUACCAGCGCCUUGAGCAGCCGCCUCUUAACCAAAUCCAAACAGAGCCAAAGCUUGAGCCUUCUAAGAGUGACCAGGAGGAGGAACCAUACGAGCAACUUGAACCUCCUCUGCAUGACCAAGGUAAACCAACCGAGAAGCUUGAAUCUCCUCCCAUUGACCAAAUGAACCUCUAUAACCUAGAAGGUGCUAUGUAAAGAAGAUGCCUAUGCAAUAAAGGAAAGCCCCAUGCCUUUUCUGAGCUAAUGAGCUGUUCUAGUGAAACAUGAUUGCAGUUAACACUGUUGAUUUAUUGUAUCAUUACAACUCGACUCAGCUAAAAGAUUCUUAUUUGGAGCUGCUUGUGAUGGAUGGCUUGCCAGGACAGCACCAAGUUUCAGUAAAUGUGAUUUAGUUUACAGUUUCAGGAUAAUCUUGUUUGUUUGUUUUUUAUUUUUAGUUUGUUUGUCGGUUUUUUAAUUUUAAUUUUUUCGUUGUGUUGUUUUGAAUGGUUUGUUUCUCUAGUAAUGUACUAUAAUUGGUGUUUAGUUUAUUGA
This is a messenger RNA of Cornus florida, 2620 nucleotides long. Its product is annotated as ABC transporter G family member 7. The coding region runs from base 116 to 2281 and encodes 721 amino acids. Gene Ontology annotation, cellular component: membrane. The record is from RefSeq and is a predicted model, not a curated record. Gene Ontology annotation, molecular function: ATP binding; ATP hydrolysis activity; ABC-type transporter activity. Lineage: Eukaryota; Viridiplantae; Streptophyta; Magnoliopsida; Cornales; Cornaceae. The transcript is spliced from 12 exons.